AUGGUGAUGGAUCUCCUCCGAGAAGCAGGAUGGUGCCAGCGUCCAGUCCAAGAAGCUCAAGCCUCUAAUCACAACCAUGGCAGAGAAAUCGACACAAAGAACAUUGCACUAGACACUUCCAGUUUAGUUUCCACAAACUUUGGAAAGCUGGCUACUUUGCGUGGAGGAUCGUCAUUGCUGGGACUGGGGCUGGGAUGGUACUCGCUGAAGUCCCAGCCAUCUUCGCCAGCUUUCUCGAUGGGAAGCUGGCUUGCCGAUGGCAAGAGGUCUCACAGUCCUGGACCGGGAGCACAAAACGUAAAGAGGAGGCCGGACUGUCCAGCCUACCCAAUCUCUCCUCGGUUUAGAGACGCUGGAAAGGACUGGAGUCCCGGGCCGGGGCAGCACAAUCUUCCAGGAACUUUUGGUGGUCCGGCUUAUAUCAUGGCAUGGCGGUUUGACUCGCCUCCCAGAGCUCACAGCCCGAGAGAGAGGGGAGUCAGGAAGAAGGGACUCUGGCAAUCUAGACAGGAGAGAUUCCAGCUCCAGGAGAAGAUCCAGUUUAUCUCCAAGGCGGCCGUCGAGUCCUCCACAAUCAGAUCCAACUCCGGGACCAGGAAGAUACCAAGACGCCGAGUUUCAAACAAACGGUCCCUGAAGAACUAUCAAGUCGAGGAUUCCAUUACGUCCAAAGGAGAACUUUCUAGGACCAGGAGCUUACAACGUUGUGUUGAGGCUGAGCUCGCCACCCCUCUCUCUCGGAGGACAAAACAGAAAAUCCAGGGCCAGGAGCGUGGCAAGGUGACGUCUCCACGACAAAGCGAUGUUCCAGGCCCCGGUACUUACUCUCUGCGGCUUCCCAGAGGCCAGACCAUGCAGUCGAGACAAAGCUCGCCAAGAACUCCAAACUCCCCCGGCCCGGGAUCAUACAGUCCGCAGUGCAGGAGCUCCUCUCCAUCCUUCUCGAUGCGAGAAAAGCUUCCCAAGUUAUCAGGACGUGACAGCCCCAGCUACACCUCGAGAUCUUCCAUGGACGGUCCUUCCUUCAGCAUGCACGGCCGACUUAGCAGCCCAGCUUCUUCCACUUCCAGGAGCAGCUCUCCGGGACCUGGAGCGUAUACGAUCUCUUCCAGGCCAACGAGUCCAUGGUUUACGCUGUAUGGCCCGGGGAAGAAGAACAACUAA
This is a messenger RNA of Selaginella moellendorffii, 1164 nucleotides long. RefSeq lists its product as uncharacterized. The transcript is spliced from 3 exons. Lineage: Eukaryota; Viridiplantae; Streptophyta; Lycopodiopsida; Selaginellales; Selaginellaceae. The record is from RefSeq and is a predicted model, not a curated record. The coding region runs from base 1 to 1164 and encodes 387 amino acids.